Messenger RNA from Platichthys flesus (European flounder), 975 nucleotides. Its product is annotated as DNA-binding protein RFX5-like. Bases 361 to 696 code for a protein of 111 amino acids. The transcript has 3 exons. The record is from RefSeq and is a predicted model, not a curated record. Lineage: Eukaryota; Metazoa; Chordata; Actinopteri; Pleuronectiformes; Pleuronectidae.
UUUUAUUUUGUCGCGGUGUUUCCGGGCUGCUCUCCGCUGCCGCUGUGUGACGUGACGCGGACGGCUGCUCGGUGGCUGCUGCUGCAGGCGUGCGGUUCGCUGUUUGCUGUUUGCGGCAGCGCACACAGAGAGAGCCCUCCUCGGAGAAAUGCCUUUUUGUACGCCCGGGUGUGUUUUUCUUCCCGCUUCUGUUUUGCGUCUUCGCCAGGGUCGGAUCUCCGUGUUCGUGGCCAUGCUCCGCGCUGGAUUCAGCGGGCUGUCCUAGCUGCCUGAGCCGCUCCAGCAGCGGUGGGUCCGGUGCAGUGCACAGCCGGGGAUGAGGCCUACUCGUUAAAGCUCCCCCACCACCCCUCCGUCGCGAUGGCUGAUGAUCAACAACAGCCCGGCCAGAAGCCGGCCUCGGGAUUAGGCUCUCUUCCAGCGCUGGUGCCGGGACUCCAGGGGCCCGAGGCCAACGCUCUGCAGUUCAAAAUCAAGAAUUCAAUUUGCAAAUCUGUACAAUCAAAAGUGGACAGCAUAUUGCAAGAUGUUGAGAAGUUUACAGACAUCGAAAAACUCUACCUCUACCUUAAGUUGCCUUCUGGUCCCAGCAGUGGCAAUGAUAAAAGGUACACAUACACACACACACACACUUUUUCUCACGUUUUCCACUUUGUGACGCACACAUGCAUGGCUGCUUUGUUGUGGUUCUCAUAACGUUACUGGCACUGUUUGUGAUUCUGAUUGUUUGUCAAAAAUCUUCACACUUCACAGACUUAGUUUAGGCUGAUAGCUCCCAGAAAUUAAAUUGUUCUUGUGUGGUUUGUGACAUUUUUUGAGGGGUUGUUGCUCAUUGGUAAGUUUUUUUUAAUUUUUAUUUGUUGAUGAUCUAUUGAUCAUUAUAACGCAAACCGCUGAAAUAUGUAGAAUUUUGCUAUACCUAGCUGUUUGUGUUUCAUUUGUUUCCCCAUAUCUAUCCAUCACCCCAACCCCCAA